This is a messenger RNA of Clarias gariepinus (North African catfish), 1826 nucleotides long. RefSeq lists its product as uncharacterized. The record is from RefSeq and is a predicted model, not a curated record. NCBI's taxonomy places the organism in Eukaryota, Metazoa, Chordata, Actinopteri, Siluriformes, Clariidae. The transcript is spliced from 10 exons. The coding region runs from base 210 to 893 and encodes 227 amino acids.
CUCAGUUCCUGACGCAAUUUAUUUUGCAGAAUUGCAGAGUUUCCGUCGUCGAUGUAAAGUAAAGAAAAGAACUAGCAAUAUGACUAUCGGUCACUCUGUGAAUUAUAACACUGUCGAGGAAAACUGUAUCAGGUGUAAUAAUGAAGAGCAAGAUCAAAGUGUGAUCCAGGCGGACUCUGGAGGAGCAAUAUUUUCUCGAGAAUCGUGCCAUGGAGAACAUCACCACUUUAGCCUGCAGAAACAUUUCUGGUGUCUUUGGUUACACCUACGUAUUGUUUCCUUAUAUGCUGUCUGUUUUACACCUCGACAAGGACUGUGAACAAACCUGGUACGAUGAGGCAAUGACGCUUUUGUCAGAUGGACACCAGUUUUGGAAUCAAACCGGGCUGGUUGUUGGUGUCACCAGUGAAAAGAUCACACUUUCUAAGUGCAUCAAGCUUUACUGCAAUGUGACGUGUGAUGGAUCAGGCCAGAAGCUUCGACACAUAUACCAAGUGACCAAUGAUUCCUCAAGCCAAGAAGAUGUGGACUGGCAGAAACAUGCCACCUCUGAUGCCACAGCGAUUGGUGUCCCGAUUGUACUCCUGAUCUUAGUCUUGAUUGGAGUCUUGUGUUGUGGCAUAAAUCGAAGGAGGAUAAGAGAAGUCUGGCAGAGAUCCAUGAGUGAAAGGUCAAAUAAGAUCAAACUAGGGAACACUCCCAAUGAAACCGAUUCGGUGAAGGACAUUGAAGUAGGACACACUGAGACAGGUGAAACUGAUCCAAUGAACCCAGCAAACACUAAAAGUGAAGAGCCUGGUGAUGUUGUGGAAAACGGCUGUGUGAACGAUGGUGCUAUGAACGGAGAAGCAUGUACACUCCAAGACGAAGUCAAUGCAUGUGAUGAGCAUUGAUUCUCCAAGAUUUGCUGAGAAAUACAGUACAACCUUAGAAACUCUGCUCUCUCUGCUUCUGCACUUUCACUAUACAUUUAGAACACUUUUUACAUACAUAUUUAAACAUGAAAUAGAUUGUCAAAAGAGCAGAUGCAGUGAUUUUAGAAUUUAAAAAGCUAUAUUUACGCAGUAUUGUACAGUAGUAAUGUUUGUUUAUGCUUGUAGAUAUUGGCAUUUAUAACACAUUUUUACCAAAAAGGGGGAAAAUAAAAUACUGUUUCUCUCACUUGUAAUAGCUGUAACUCUAAAUAUCAAUAGCUUAAAAAAAAAAACCAGCCAGGAUUUUUGUAUGUAUUUUUAUUGUAUUAAAACAACAGCUUUCUGCACUUUUUAUGCUCUGCACUUUUCCUUUGUGCGUUGCCACAUUCUGCAAUGUAUAUUUUGUAUUUUGGUAUGUUUGUGCUUGGGUCAGUCUGUGCCAUCCUACACUACUUCAGCUGCUGUUCUGUUGACCAAGUGUUAAAGCUCACAGUCAAAUAUAACAUAUUUAUUAGCCAACAGCAUUUAGCAGCAAAGACAAUCAGCUAAAUUCCUAGCUGAUAAAGGUGUUCCUGCUCACCUUCCUGUGUUUGUGGUUGUGCUUUGCACUGGUAUCUUUGGUCAGCUCACGUUUAUGUUGUGAUGUAUGCCCUAUAUUAUGUAAUCACAUCUACAAACCCACCUUUGUGUUACUGUCUUCAUUGCUGUUGGAUGCUUGAAAUUUCUUUUAGCGAAAGAGUCAAAUUAGAGGUGCAUAGAACUAACUACUUUAAAAUCCCCCCCUUUCCCCAUCCCAUCAAUUUUUUUUAACCUAUCUAUAUAUCUACUUGUGUCAGGUAAUAUGUGUAAAUCCAUUCUAUUCUGUAAAUUUAAAGGUAAAAAUUGCAUAUUCUAAUCUGAUUUCCUUUUUGU